AUGGUGCGGAUUGAAUAUGGCCGCUUCGAGGAUGCGGUCAUAUCCACCCGGAGGGCCUUGAAGCCGAGACAAGAAAUCAGUGCCUUCUUGAAAUGGCUCUGUUUUCUUCUGAAUCUGAUCAUCUUCUUGAUUGGAUUGGCCAUCUUAUCUUUGGGUAUUUAUUCAUUUAUCAAAGAUCCCAGGUCAGUUGCCGGCCCUGAGGACAUCCUUUUUAAUGCGUCCAUCGUCCUCGGCAUUCUCGGUAUCAUCAUUGUCAUCAUUUCUUUAUCUGGCCUUUUUGGGGCCCUCAGGGAGAAUUGGACUUUUCUCAAAAUCGUAAGUCAAUUUAAUUUAGCUAUUGCAAUCUAUUUUUACCUUUGUAAAUAAUAUUAAAAUGCGGAGUUUCAAUUACUUCGGAAAUUGCGUAAUUUUGAAUGAAUUUCUGUGCAAGAAUAUUCUCCUCGGUCCCUUGCUUUUAAGUUUUUCAAACUCAAUUUACCCUUGCUUCUCAAAUUAUUGGACCGUGACAUGAAUUUUUUAUGUCAUCGUCUUGAUUGUAGUCUGGCACUACAUUUACAAUACCAGUAACAUCAUUUUAGUCGGUCUGGACCGGGAUUCUCUGGUUUGUGGUGUUUGUGAUAGCUGUUCUGGGAACCUUCUUCAUCUUUUAUUCGGACAACAGCGACAAUUUUUAUAUCAAUACGAUGCUCGAUUAUGCAGUAAAAAGAUAUCAUCUGAACGGGAACAUUGCCGAUGCAAUGGAUUAUUUGCAGGAAACGGUAUCCGAAACACUCAAAAAUGAUUACAAAUUCAUUUAUUUAGAUGGAAUGCUGUGGGAUAAGGUCCUUGGCACAGGGAUACCGAGACUGGCAGUUGAAUGAGCAGUUCUACUGUAACGAAACAAAUAUAUUCCCAGAAAGAUGUGGGGUCCCUUUCAGUUGUUGCAAGAAGGCGAUCCUAGCUGAGGGAACGGCAGGGAAUCUGAAUUCAGCAUCAAGAUCGUUGAAUUGUUGGCAGAAUGCCUUGAAAAGACGGCCUCAUGAAUUGGAGGGGGAUCUUUAUGUAAGAGGAUGUAUGGUUCCCUUAAAGCAGGCCUUUGAAAAGAAUGCCAUCAUCAUUGCCAGUGUGGUCGCUCUUAUCGUAAUCUUUGGGGUAAGUGUCAAUUUAAUAAUUUCUCCAGAUACAAAUCUAUAUCCUUUAUUCUUUGAGGAUUUUACGAGGUUUGAAUCAGUCAUGAAAAACUAGAAUUGAGUUUUACAACCCCGUGUUUUUAAUAUCUCUAAGAGGUGUUAUUAUAUAGCCUUUGUCUGUUACGUGCCAGAAUUUCAUAGAUCUGAUAUUUCGAAGACGCAUUCAAUCCUCCCAAUAUACAUAUAAGAGUGAAGACAGAAGAUUUCGGAGGAAAAUUUUGAAAAUUUUUCGAAUUCACUUUUUUUUCGAUUUUGGAGUAAAAAUUUUUUUUACUCCCAAAAAUGCCAAAAAAAAAAGUAAACACGAAGUUUACUCCAAAAUUUGGAAAAAACUUUGAUUUUCGGGAGUAAACUGGGAGUUUACUCGCCGGGCACGUCGUUUUUUUCUGCUAAUUAUGGUUUGUCCCACCACGACUAAAUUUAUCAGUGCCAAAAAGUUUUGGCGUUGUGCAAAAAUCGGAAAAUUCACUUUUUAUUUUCCGCAGAAACUAAAAUCGACCAGUGCUAAUCGGAGAGCAAAGAAAACAUUUCGAAAAUUAGUGGUAUAGGAACGUAAGUCGCUAUUUUCACUUUUUGUUUGAUUUUUAGGAAUCCAUUGAAAUCGGAUGUCUAGUAUAAUAUAAAGUUGAAUUUUCUCGAAAAGUAGCUCUGAAACCUGGUCUGAUUUUUUCUGCUCAACUUCGUCAUAUCUUCAUGCAGCUCAUGAGCUAUCGAGAACCCCAAGAUUGGGAUCGAGGGUCAAGUUACCGGUCAAUCUUUUGUUAUUAUAGGUCAACUUUAGCGUGAAAUUCUGAGCUCAAGAAACGAUUUUACAAUACAGAUUUAGCGCAAGUGGCAGCCGCAACACGCCAAAUUUGCGUAAACACAAUUAUUUCGAUAUAUCGAUCAACCGUGUUGGCGUAAAACCGGUCGUGGUAAAUCAAAGUUUGUGGCGUUUCGUUCCGAUUUUUUCACUCAAUAAUGGAGCCGUCAAGCUAAAAAAUCACUUUUCAAUUACGCGCCAACGAUGUGCCGGGGCCGAGAAAUCGAAUGGCGGCGAGUAAAUCUGGAUUUUGCUCGCUUCCAAUUAUUUCCUCAGCUCCUGCAGUCAGCAAUGUUUUUGACUGGGCGGCCUCAAAAUCGACAUCCCAGUCACCUGAGACGAAGAAACGGGGAGAAAAAACGAAGAGAGCGAGAGAAACGCGCGCUAUUUCGUGCUCUCUCUGCUUCUCUGCGCCCUCUCUUCGUUUCCCGCUCUUUCGCUCUCUCUCUCCUUUUUUUGCGCUCUCUCGCUCUUUCUCUCGAAAAAGAGAGAGAGAGAGAGAGAGCGCGAAACGGAAAGAAGGCGCUGAGAGGCAGAGACAGCCCGAAAUAGCGCGCGUUUCUCUCGUUCUCUUCGUUUUUUCUCCCUAUUUCUUCGUCCUAGUCAACAGUUAUUGACCCCUCACCCAGUCGAGAAUCGCGGGAUUCCUGAAUGGACCACAGUCAGGAAGUGUUGACUGUACGAAGAGUCAGGAACCCCGCGAAAUUCGGCAAAAUUUUUCGAAAGUUCGGCGCGACUUUUGCGCCCAGGGGUCAACUGUUCCCCGGGAGUAAACUCUGGAUUUACUCGCCGGCACCUUCGGCGAGUAAAUUCUGAAUUUACUCCAAAAAAGGCGAAAAAAAAGUAAACUCGGAAUUCACUCCAAAAAUGGGAAUUUUGAAAGCUAUUUCGAUUCCUACUCGCCGACCCAUAAAAUUUCUCGAUUUUUACUCUCUUUUUCAAAAAAAACGUGAAUUCGAAAAAUUUUCAAAAUUUUCCUCCGAAAUCUUCUGUCUUCACUCUUAUAUCUCCAGAAAUUUAUAUUUAAACGUUUGAGAAAACAUUAUGAACGUCAAGAGAUCUGGAGGUUUGUUUUUUGCAUCAUCUGCUUGCUGGAUUUCUUAAUCCCCCCACCCAAUAAACUGCGGAUUUCCGGGUCUAUUAGGUCAUCAAAUUUAGCCUUAAGAGGAUUUGGAACGCAACGCAAUCUACUUCUUUCAACACGACUUUUCUUUUCAGUGUCUCUAUGUGUUCAUGGAAUACGUUCUGGCGCGACAAAUCGAAUACCAACAUUAUUUAUUGGAUCGGGAGGCGCGGAGAGCACAAAGAAGAGCACGAAGGGAAGCUCGGGAACGCGAACGUCGUGCGAAGGAACAAAAAGGAGCAGCUCAAGGAGAAACGGAAGAGGCCGAGGUGGAAGAUAAGAAGGCCAAGAGAAGGAAAGAGAGCAAGGAAACCGCCAGAAAGCCGUCUCAAGCCUCCCAGAAAUCUCCACAUACUUUCGGACAGCAAAAGAUCAAAGAUCGGGGUGCUCAGAUCCGCAAGAAAUCCAAGCCCUCAGGCCCUGCAGUUGCUCCUCGGGUCGCGGAAUGGGUACGGGAACAGUCAGAUUAUAUGCACAAGAUGAAGAAGUGA
Molecule: messenger RNA, 3585 nt
Organism: Bursaphelenchus xylophilus (pine wood nematode)
Lineage: Eukaryota; Metazoa; Nematoda; Chromadorea; Rhabditida; Aphelenchoididae
Source: the annotation of a GenBank genome assembly